This is a messenger RNA of Oldenlandia corymbosa var. corymbosa, 2610 nucleotides long. Lineage: Eukaryota; Viridiplantae; Streptophyta; Magnoliopsida; Gentianales; Rubiaceae. The record is from the annotation of a GenBank genome assembly.
GAAAUAGAUGGGCAGCAACAUCAAACCUUUGUUUAUGUACAUAUCCCCCACCAUGGACACUUGUCACUGACCCGACCCGACUGCAUCUACUCAUAGAGAGAGAAGAAAGCUUCCGUUUUUUUUGUUCAUUUCAAAGUGUGAUUUGAGGAACUGUCACUGGGGAGAGAGUGUGGGCGCCAGUGAUCAGAUGCUUUGCCGAUGGGGAAAGCCUCUCAGCAACAACUGCCAGUGGUGCGGCAGCAGCAGCAAGAAGGGGCGGCGGGUGAGCGGCGGUACGGCGGCGUUGCGGGGGUAUUUUGUUGUCGGAGGUGUUCCACGGCCAUCUCUAGAGUUUCUCGGGAGUUCAAUUUUAAAUGCGUUUUCGUCCUGAUUAUGAGCGUUGCGAUUUUCUGGGUUGCCCUAUCGUCGCUCCUGCAUAUUCGCCAUAAGAAUUAUGGGUAUGAUGCAAAAGAAUCCAUCAAAAUUAGCGCUGUUAUCCAAGCGCACUUCAUUCUGCAGAAGCCAGUCUCACAACUAGUUCAUCAUAUUGCUGAGCUAGAGUAUGAUAUCUUUGGGGAGAUAGGUGUUCCUGAUACAAAGGUUGUCAUCCUGUCCAUGCACCCGGCAAAUGUAUCUAACAUUACAAAUGUGGUAUUUGGUGUUCUUUCCAAUCCGCCAAAUGCCUCCCUUAAUCCAGUGUUCUCAAGUUUGCUGAAGUCCACAUGUGUCGAGCUUUUCCUUCAACAGUCUAAUCUGACGCUGACUAAUAUAACUUUUGGACAGCCUACAUCAUUUGAGAUUUUAAAGUUUCCUGGAGGAAUCACAUUAAUUCCGGAACAAUUGUCUCCAAUUGGGCAGAUUCCGCAAAUUCUUUUCACUUUUUCCCUCAGCAAUUCUGUUCAAGAAAUCAAAGAUAAAUACAGUGAGCUAAAGAGGCAACUAAGGGUGGGAUUGGAUCUGAUGCCAAAUGAGAUUGUGUACAUACAGGUUACAAAUGAAAAGGGGUCGACCAUUGAUCCACCACUUAUAGUUGAAGCAUCAGUUACCACAAACUUUGGGCAUCUGUCACCUCAGAGACUGAAAGAGCUGGGAGACAAGAUUAAAGCAUCCCAUGCAAAGAAUUUGGGUCUUGAUAAGGUUAUUUUUGGUAAAGUCAAGGAAGUCAAAUUAUCAGCUGCUCUGAAUGGGUCCUUUGAUGCUAUGCCCCCUGCUCCUUCUCCAUCACCAUUAUCGGCUCCAUCACCAUCCCCAUCUUUUCCUUCACCUCAAUUUGAUCCUCCAGCUCCUGCACCUAACUCUGAUAAUUCAGCACCUUGCUCUGACUGUGAUGCAUCUGCCCCUUCCCAUUUCAGUAUUGCUUAUGCCCCUAGUUCACAAGACCAGCACCGUGGUUGUUCACCUUCUGUUCCAAGUUCCUCUGGACCUUCUAUGGCACCCAGAAGUCGCCGUCGUGUUAUCUCAUCUCGUCGUAAUGUAAAUGAGAAAAUUGUGGAGUCUAUGCCACAUACAUUGCCCUUGAGCUCAGCAUCCUCUUCAUGUAAGUUGCUUCUGCAGAUUGCAGGUUGACUGUUGGUGCUAUUCUGUUAAGUAUUUUCUGAGAAUGGAUGUGCUCAUUUCAUCUUUGGAUUCUUAUAUUGAUUUGAUUUCUUAUGCUGGGUGAUUUUAAAUUGUGCUUUCUAGGGAAUUUCCUUUAUGUCAAUGUAGCUUGGUUUAUCAUUUGCACUUCAGCUUCAAAAGCUAGUGAAUAGUUAUGUCGAGAAAAAGAGUUUGUGGAAGCAUUAGUUUGAUGAUUUGCCUUCCUGAUCCUUGGACACUAUGUUUUAUGGUGCAAAUGAUGAAUCUGUACCUUCACUGAGCCAAUUUCCAUUUGUUUUCCUUUUGGGUGCAGAUAUGGCAGUAGGCAUAUUUUACAAUCUGGUGGCUCUGCUUGUUGGUCUCUUUGCAACACUCCUUUCUUGCACCUUUUAACUGACGCUUGGAUCAUAGUUAACAAAGCCUGUGAAUUUCCAGGAGCUUAAGUGGUUUAGUUGGUAGGAAGAUACACCGAAGUAUAUAUAACUAUCAAGAAGUUUGCGGUCAAAGCCACUAACGGUGGCGGGCCACUCUCGUUUACAGCACACAAUAAAAAAAAAUUACUUCCAGGUGGUGGUUCCCGCAAGGAUGAACUCCCACAAGUCACCAAGUCAAGUCACUGAUGAUGAAGAAGUUAGUACUAUUAGUGUAUUACUGUGCUGCUUUGCAAUCUUUCAAGGAGAGCCCAAUUGUAAAACUCUGCUGGCUCUACUUUGAACGUUUGCAUUUUGCAACGCGGGCUGAAACUUAUCCAAUACAAAUCUUGUACUUACUGGAAGAGUUUAUUCACUGAUAAAUCCAAGUUCACCAUCAUGAUGUGCUUCAAUUUCAUAUUUAUCUUGACAGACUUAUUAAAAGAGAAACCUAAGAAAUAUUUAGCCAAAAACAGUACAAAGUUACUGCGUUGAUGUGGAUUUAUGAGGGAAAUAUUGAUUUUUGAUUCUUGCUUUCUCAGCCGGCCGCAGAUCUUUAACGUGUCCUGACAAACAAUAGAGAUUGCAUGAAACAGUAUAUCCUGAGGGAUUUAUCACACAACUGACUGAGUCCUGUGUCGCAAAG